AUGAUUUCUAUUGUUUCAACUUCUAAAAAAACUGAUGCUGAUAAUAAUAAAAAUGAGGAUACUUUUUCAGAAGCUAAUUGGGAUGAUAUCAUCAAUAAAUGUGAAGAGCAAUUAAUUAAAGAAGAAUUUGAAGAAGAACAGAAUAAUUUAGAUAAUGCUGAUACUGAUUUCUUUAAUUCAGAAAUACAUCUUGCUAAAAAUUAA
This is a messenger RNA of Dentiscutata erythropus, 204 nucleotides long. The record is from the annotation of a GenBank genome assembly. NCBI's taxonomy places the organism in Eukaryota, Fungi, Glomeromycota, Glomeromycetes, Diversisporales, Gigasporaceae.